GCAACGGAAGACCAGCGCACCAACCAGGCUGAGUCCCUCCACCCACAGGGUGUCACCACCUGGGCUGAAAGUGUUUGGGAGAUCAGUCAUUGCUGUCUGGAUGCUCCUCUCUCUCAGUGACCAUCAUGUCUUUGACAUCUGCUUAUCAGCAUAAAUUUGCAGAGAAGCUCACUAUCCUGAAUGAUCGGGGUCAGGGGGUUCUCAUCCGCAUGUAUAACAUCAAGAAGACUUGUGCAGACCCCAAAUCCAAGCCACCUUUCUUACUGGAAAAGUCCAUGGAGUCAUCUUUGAAGUACAUCAACAAGAAAUUUCCCAACAUAGAUGUCCGAAACAGCACGCAACAUUUAGGGCCAGUACAUCGUGAAAAAACUGAAAUAAUUAGAUUUCUCACUAACUACUACCAGUCAUUUGUGGAUGUCAUGGAAUUUCGGGAUCACGUUUAUGAACUUCUCAACACUAUUGACGCCUGCCAGUGCCAUUUCGAUAUCAAUCUCAACUUUGACUUCACUCGGAGUUACUUGGACUUGAUUGUGAUUUAUACCUCAGUUAUUUUACUUCUGUCACGGAUUGAGGAUCGACGGCUACUCAUUGGCAUGUACAACUGUGCCCAUGAGAUGGUGCAUGGUCAUGGUGACCCAAGUUUUGCUCGUCUGGGUCAGAUGGUCUUGGAGUAUGAACACCCUCUGAAAAAGCUGACAGAAGAGUUUGGGCCUCACACAAAGUCUGUGAGCGGAGCCCUCCUCUCUUUGCACUUCCUCUUUGUCCGAAGGAACCAAGGGGCUGAGCAGUGGCGCAGUGCCCAGCUUCUAAGUCUCAUCAGCACACCCCCAGCCAUGAUUAACCCUGCCAAUUCAGAUACCAUGGCCUGUGAAUACCUGUCUGUGGAAGUCAUGGAGCGAUGGAUCAUAAUUGGGUUUCUUCUUUGUCACGGCUGCCUCAACUCCAACAGCCAGUGCCAGAAGCUGUGGAAGCUGUGUCUGCAGGGCUCCCUGUACAUCACCCUCGUCCGGGAGGAGGUGCUGCAGGUGCACAAGGUCACUGAAGACCUGUUUAGCGGUUUGAAAGGGUAUGGCAAGCGAGUGGCAGACAUAAAGGAGAGCAAGGAACAUGUAAUUGCAAACAGUGGCCAGUUCCACUGUCAACGGCGGCAGUUUCUGCGGAUGGCAGUGAAGGAGCUGGAGGCUGUGUUAACUGAUGAACCAGGACUGCUGGGUCCCAAGGCUCUUUUUGCUUUCAUGGCCCUGUCCUUCAUUCGAGAUGAGGUCACCUGGCUGGUUCGCCACGCAGAAAAUGUCACCAAGACAAAGACACCUGAGGACUACGCUGACCCAAGCAUCGCAGAGCUCCUUUUCUUGUUGGAGGAGAUUAGGGCUCUGGUCCGAAGACACAUCAAAGUGAUACAGCAAUACCACCUGCAGUACUUGGCAAGAUUUGAUGCUCUUGUGCUUAGUGACAUCAUUCAGAAUCUGUCUGUGUGUCCAGAGGAGGAAUCCAUCAUCAUGUCCUCAUUCGUCAGCACUCUCUCCUCUCUGAAUCUCAAACAAGUUGAUAAUGGAGAGAAAUUUGAAUUCUCAGGAUUGAGGCUGGACUGGUUCCGCCUACAGGCAUACACUAGUGUGGUUAAGGCCCCACUGCACCUGCAUGAGAACCCUGACUUAGCCAAGGUGAUGAACCUCAUUGUCUUUCACUCCCGAAUGCUGGACUCAGUAGAGAAACUGCUGGUGGAAACUUCUGACCUGUCUAUUUUCUGCUUUCAUCUCCGUACCUUUGAGAAGAUGUUUGCUAUGACCCUGGAGGAACCUUCUAUGCUGCGUUAUGCCAUUGCUUUCCCCCUGAUCUGUGCUCAUUUUGUCCACUGCACGCAUGAGAUGUGUCCAGAGGAGUACCCCCACCUGAAGAACCAUGGUCUUCACCACUGCAACUCCUUCCUGGAAGAGCUGGCCAAGCAGACCAGCAACUGUGUGCUGGAGAUCUGUGCUGAGCAGCGAAACCUGAGUGAGCAGCUUCUGCCUAAGCAUUGUGCGACUACCAUCAGCAAGGCCAAGAACAAGAAAACCAUGAAGCAGAGGCAGACUCCCAGAAAAGGAGAGCCUGAGAGGGAUAAGCCAGGAGCCGAGAGUCACCGGAAGAACCGCAGCAUUGUCACCAACAUGGACAAGCUACACCUAAACUUGACAGAACUGGCACUGACAAUGAAUCAUGUAUACAGUUUCUCUGUGUUUGAACAUACCAUCUUUCCUUCUGAGUAUCUCAGCAGCCACCUGGAGGCCAGACUCAACAGAGCCAUUGUGUGGCUGGCUGGCCACAACGCUGCGACCCAGGAGAUCGUGCGGCCUUCCGAGCUGCUGGCAGGACUCAAAGCAUACAUCAGUUUCAUCCAGUCACUGGCCCAGUUUUUGGGUGCAGAUGCUUCCAGAGUCAUCCGCAAUGCCCUCUUGCAGCAGACACAGCCACUGGACUCCUGUGGGGAGCAGACUAUCACCACUCUCUACACAAACUGGUAUCUGGAAAGUCUGCUCAGACAGGCGAGCGGUGGGACCAUCAUCCUCUCCCCAGCCAUGCAGGCCUUCAUCAGCCUCCCCCGAGAGGGAGAGCAGAACUUCAGUGCAGAGGAGUUCUCUGACAUCUCUGAGAUGCGAGCCUUGGCUGAAGUCCUGGGCCCCUAUGGCAUGAAGUUCCUGAGUGAAAACCUGAUGUGGCAUGUGACCUCUCAGAUUGUGGAGCUGAAGAAGCUGGUGGUGGAAAACAUGGACACACUUGUUCAGAUCAGAUCCAACUUUAGCAAGCCGGACGUGAUGGCUUCUCUGCUGCCCCAGCUGAUGGGGGCGGAAAAUGUGCUGAAGCGCAUGACCAUCAUUGGAGUUAUCCUGAGUUUUAGGGCCAUGGCACAAGAAGGACUUCGGGAGGUUUUCUCCUCCCACUGCCCAUUUCUUAUGGGUCCCAUUGAGUGCUUGAAGGAGUUUGUCACUCCAGACACAGAUAUCAAGGUGACCCUGAGUGUUUUUGAGCUGGCAUCUGCUGCAGGGGUGGGCUGUGACAUUGACCCAGCCCUGGUGGCGGCCAUUGCCAAUCUGAAAGCUGAUACUUCGUCCCCUGAGGAAGAAUAUAAGGUGGCCUGCCUGCUCUUGAUCUUUCUUGCCGUUUCCCUCCCACUCCUUGCCACUGACCCUUCUUCCUUCUAUAGUAUCGAGAAGGAUGGAUACAACAACAAUAUUCAUUGCUUGACCAAAGCCAUCAUCCAAGUGUCUGCUGCCCUCUUCACUCUCUACAACAAGAACAUUGAAACUCACCUAAAGGAAUUUCUAGUGGUGGCCUCUGUCAGCCUUUUGCAGCUGGGCCAGGAGACAGACAAGCUUAAAACCAGAAAUCGGGAAUCCAUUUCUCUGCUCAUGCGCUUGGUGGUGGAGGAGUCAUCCUUCCUGACCCUGGACAUGCUGGAGUCCUGUUUCCCUUAUGUCCUACUUCGAAAUGCUUAUCGGGAAGUAUCCCGGACCUUCCAUCUAAACCGGGUGCCUGCUGGUACCCACUGAAGGGCCCUUGGGGCCUCCCUAAACCCAUACCAUAAUGGAGGCUGUGGUCAUUUUCUCAAGGGGGGGGCGGGACGGGAAUGGGGUGGGGUCACUAGGGAAAGGGUCAGGAGCAAGAGCUGAUGGACAAGUCACAGGAACAAUCGGGGCUGAGAAAUCACAGAAAAGUGGCACAGGCUGGGGCCAUGGAAAAUAGUUUAUGAAAAAAGUUAGGGGAUCGGGGCCACAUGUGUGAACUUUACAAUAAAAAACAAGUGACAUACGAGUACAUUUUCUAUCUUCUGGUGAGUAGAGCUUGCGGUCUGACAGGCAUGGGUCUCUCUGACCUUCAUCACUAUUCUAGGAUAACGCUGGCGGGCAGAGAUGAUCAAUCAUCAUAUUAAACCAUAAUGAGCUUA
Molecule: messenger RNA, 3925 nt
Organism: Microcebus murinus (gray mouse lemur)
Lineage: Eukaryota; Metazoa; Chordata; Mammalia; Primates; Cheirogaleidae
Gene: NCKAP1L
Product: NCK associated protein 1 like
Biological process (GO): cell migration; cell projection assembly; cell morphogenesis
Cellular component (GO): SCAR complex
Source: RefSeq, a predicted model, not a curated record